This is a messenger RNA of Dreissena polymorpha, 468 nucleotides long. RefSeq names its product sodium-coupled monocarboxylate transporter 1-like. Gene Ontology annotation, cellular component: membrane. The record is from RefSeq and is a predicted model, not a curated record. NCBI's taxonomy places the organism in Eukaryota, Metazoa, Mollusca, Bivalvia, Myida, Dreissenidae. Gene Ontology annotation, molecular function: symporter activity. The transcript has 3 exons. Bases 1 to 468 code for a protein of 155 amino acids. Gene Ontology annotation, biological process: sodium ion transport; transmembrane transport.
AUGUCUGACCCUGUAAAUUCAUUUCACGUCUUGGACUACGUUGCUAUGGGAUUGUUUUUUCUCGUUUGCACCGGGAUCGGCGUCUACUAUGGAUGUUAUAAGAAGCAGAAGACGACGGAGGAAUAUCUCCUUGGUGGCAGACGCAUGCAUCUAAUUCCGGUUGCGAUAUCACUAUUGGUUACAUACCAGUCGGCGAUUUCCGUGCUCGGAGUGCCAUUAGAGACCUAUGUGUACAACACGAUGAGUUAUUACAUGUGGGUCGCCAUCAUGAUUGCGAACGCCAUUCAGGGAUUCUUGAUUGUGCCACUUGUAUAUCCUUUGGGUAUCAGCAGUUCGUACGAGUACUUCGGUAGGAGAUUCAAGUCGAGAGCCGUACAGUUACUGGGUACUGUAAUGGGAAUGCUGCAGACGCUGAUGUAUAUGGCCAUUGUUCUUCUAGCACCUGCUUUGGCACUUGAAGCAGGUUAG